AUGCUGUCUUCAACCGCACGAAUUACCCGUGUGGGUCUGCGCACCCCCACGAUCCGCAGCAUCCACACCACACCCCGCCUCCUCUCCGCACGACCCGAUACAGCCUCUGGUUUCCGAGAAGACCGUGCUUCUGGUCCCAUCCCGGGAGCCCACCCCAACCCGGAGAUCAACGUCGCCCGCACCCGCUCUACCGUCCGCGUCCUCGUCCCCUCCGUCGCCCUCAUGGCUGGGUUUAUUGGAUGGUGGUUCUUCGGCCAUUCCGACCGCGAUUCCAGAAAGGCCACCAUCAAUGUCGGUGAAGAUAGGGAGAUUAACAAGUUGAAAGGUAGCAAGCACCGCGCUGCACAGCAGCUCAAGGAGGGCGUCAGGAACGCCGACGGCUCACUCAACGCCUAG
Messenger RNA from Kalmanozyma brasiliensis GHG001, 396 nucleotides. RefSeq lists its product as uncharacterized. Lineage: Eukaryota; Fungi; Basidiomycota; Ustilaginomycetes; Ustilaginales. The coding region runs from base 1 to 396 and encodes 131 amino acids. The transcript has a single exon. The record is from RefSeq and is a predicted model, not a curated record.